Molecule: messenger RNA, 997 nt
Organism: Chironomus riparius
Lineage: Eukaryota; Metazoa; Arthropoda; Insecta; Diptera; Chironomidae
Source: the annotation of a GenBank genome assembly
AAACAAUGUACGUGACAUGAAUUAUACACAGACUGAGCAUUCGAUAAGAAAAAUUCAAAGUCAACUUUUAUAUUACAGCCAAAUUAAAUAUGUCUAAGCGUCAAUUAUUACUAUUAAGCUCGUCUAAUUAUCAUGGUCAUGAAUUCUUGCAAUUUGCAAGAGACUGGAUUACAGAUUUCUUGAAAAAGAAUAAUGUAUCUAAAAUUCUAUUCAUACCCUACGCAUCCACUGAACCUGAUUCGUACACUAAAUAUACUGAAAAAGUCGCAAAACCAUUAAAAGAAUUCGGAUUUGAUGUUGAAGGUAUUCACGAAUCAAGAGAUCCAGUUGAGGCUAUUAAUAAUGCUUCUGCCAUAUUUAUUGGUGGUGGAAAUACUUUCCAUUUGUUGAAAACCUUAUAUGAUAAGAGAAUAGUUGAAGCAAUUCGUUCACGAGUUUUAGAUAACGGAAUUCCAUAUAUCGGAAGCAGCGCAGGAACAAAUGUCGCGACUGUAUCUAUAAAUACAACUAAUGAUAUGCCAAUAGUAUUGCCGCCAACUUUCUAUGCAUUACAAUUGCUUGAUUUCAAUAUUAAUCCUCAUUAUCUUGAUCCAAUUACUGAUGAUAAGCAUCGUGGAGAGACUAGAGCUCAACGAAUCAAUGAAUUUCAUCAUAUUAACUCUUCGCCAGUUUUGGGCUUGAGAGAAGGUUCAGCAUUAUUAGUUGAUGGCGAUAAUGCAACAUUAAUUGGACAUACAAAAGCAAUAUUAUUCUGUCGCAAUGAAGAUCCACAAGAAUUUGAACCAGAUUCUGAUCUUAGCUUCUUAGUCUCAUCAUCUUAGAGACAUAGUAACAAAGUAUUUCCUAUAUUUUUGCAUAAAGAACAACAAACUUGUAAGCUUUGAUAAUCAAUCAUUAAAAUGAGCAUUGCUUUUAUUAUAAUAAUCAUCCUAUAUAAAGUUCAUACAAAUAUUUUUUCGAAAAAUAAAGUAAUUUUUUUUGGCAUAAAACUUUUUUU